GGAAUAAGACAUUUAAACGGACACGGCACUUCGAUUUUUGCUUGUUUUAUAAAAUAGUAGAUAGUGCGUGAUUUCAGUUGUGCAUUAUUAAUUUAUUAUUAAAAUACCUGUCAUAAUAAAACACUCUUGUAAACGCUUUUGUAAAGAAACAACAAACAAGUAGAACUCUCUAAAAAUAAAUAAAUUUUACUAGUUGCGCAACAUGGCGAGUUCGACUCAGCUGGAUUUCCAAUGAUAACUCUGUGACUGUGACACGCUCUACUUAGCAUUACUAGAUUUAGAAGCAUAAAGAACAGUUAGGGCGAUCGCGGGUGGUGUUGAGGAGUGUGAUGGGACAGCGAGUGGCCGUGGACGGGCACAGCUAGGAGCAGGCGGGGCAUCAACCCGCACUUGUUUCUGUGGACAGCGAGCACAACCGCCAAGCUGGAGCGCCUGCCGGAAUACCUGCGGGAUACCGUCGACUGGUUCAUGGGGUGAGUGCGGCACGACGACAUGCUGGACUGUCUGUGGAAGGCGCGGCGCAAGGACCGCGAGGGCGAGGCGGCCGGCGACCCGAAGCUGUACCUGCAGGAGGCGCUGCUGGAGCGGAAGCUGCCCGAGCUCGACAUGCGCCAGCUCGUCGACCUGCCGCGCGGCCUCGACUACAACGAGUGGCUCGCCUCCCACACCCUGGCGCUGUUCGACCACGUGAACCUGCUGUACGGCUGCGUGUCGGAGUUCUGCACGCCGGCGUCGUGCCCCGACAUGGCGGGCCCCGGCGGCCGCACCUACGCCUGGUACGACGAGCGCGGCAAGAAGUGCCGCCUGGCCGCGCCGCAGUACGUCGACUACGUCAUGACGUACACGCAGAAGACCGUCAACGACGAGACCAUUUUCCCCACUAAAUACGCGAACGAGUUCCCGGCGGGGUUCGAGGGCGUGGUGCGGCGCGUGGUGCGGCUGCUGUACCACGUGGUGGCCCACCUGUACGCGGCGCACUUCCGCAGCCUGGCGCUGCUGCGGCUGCAUGCGCAUCUGCACCUCACCUUCGCGCACCUCACGGCGCUGGACGCGCGCUACGCGCUGCUGGACCACAAGGAGACCGACGUGCUGCGCGACCUGGAGGUGGCGCUGCGGCUGACGGAGCCGGCGGGAGCGGGGCUGGGGGCGGCGGGGGCCGCGGGGCUGGGGGCGGCGGGGCCGGGGGCCGCGGGUGGCAGCGCCGACUCGUCGCCACGCCGCCGCGAGCCCGUGGUGACGCAGCCGCUGGCCACCGCGUGAUGCGGCCGCGAGCCCGCGGUGCCGCCGCUGCCCCCGCCCCGGGCCGCCCGCCUCGAGCCUGUACUUACCGCGCCGUGUGCCCGUGAUGCCCCGCGGCAUCGCCGCGACGCGAUCCUUGACGCGUGAACCUUCUAUAAGUUGAAAGAUUGUUAACUCUAUUGUAAAUAUUUCGAUCUGUUAAGUAGUUUUAGGUGAUUAUGAUUAGUUUUACUAUAAUUUGUGAUUGCUUUGGUUGUAAAUAAAAGUGAUAUUUGUUUAACUAAUAAACUAAAAGCUUUAUGAAAGAUUU
Molecule: messenger RNA, 1549 nt
Organism: Pectinophora gossypiella (pink bollworm)
Lineage: Eukaryota; Metazoa; Arthropoda; Insecta; Lepidoptera; Gelechiidae
Gene: Mob2
Product: MOB kinase activator-like 2
Exons: 6
Coding region: 493-1260 (255 amino acids)
Biological process (GO): signal transduction; positive regulation of protein phosphorylation
Cellular component (GO): nucleus; cytoplasm
Molecular function (GO): protein kinase activator activity
Source: RefSeq, a predicted model, not a curated record